Messenger RNA from Hyaloscypha bicolor E, 1360 nucleotides. Its product is annotated as D123-domain-containing protein. The transcript is spliced from 2 exons. NCBI's taxonomy places the organism in Eukaryota, Fungi, Ascomycota, Leotiomycetes, Helotiales, Hyaloscyphaceae. The coding region runs from base 91 to 1329 and encodes 412 amino acids. The record is from RefSeq and is a predicted model, not a curated record. Gene Ontology annotation, cellular component: cytoplasm.
AGAAAUUGAAAUCGGAGAUUCCCCUCUACGAGCUCAAAUAUUCCCUUAAUCUUGUGGCUUGCUCUUGAGAGUUCGUUCAUCAACGCAAAGAUGCCAGCUUUAGAUCCAGUAGACGGUCCACAGCCCGAGCCACAACCCCUCACUAGACUCCCCUUCGAACCAGUCAAGAAAUCGCAUAUCCUACACUGCUCUUACGACUACUGGCACCAAAUAUACCGCUCCUCAGCCCUCAAAUCCCGAAUCAUCCCCCUCACGCCACAAUUCCUCUCCUACCUCCGCGAGGACGGCAUAAUCCUCCCCUCAGAAACACCCACCUUCCCACCUCCCUCAACGUACAACCCCUCCUCCUCUACCUCCUCUGACUGGGACUCUGAUCCCGAUCCCGACCCCUCGCUCUCCUUCCCCACAAUCCACCAAGCCAUCAAAGAAACCAUCCAUGAGCUCGGCGGCCUGGUAGCACCAAAGCUAAAUUGGUCCGCGCCGAAAGACGCAACAUGGAUUAGCAUGAAGAAAAAUAGCAUGGAGUGUGCAACGCCGAAUGAUAUUUAUUUGUUACUCAAGAGCUCAGAUUUCGUAACGCAUGAUUUGGAGCAUGUUUUUGAUGGGUGCGAAGAGGAUGAAGAGGAAUCUUUGACAAAAGAAGACAUAAAAUACGUGUUGGUGCUCAGGAAGUGGUUUAAAGUCAACCCAUCUUGUGAAUUCCGCUGUUUCGUACGAGAAAGGAGGGUGAUAGGGAUUUGUCAGCGGGAUCUCAAUCAUUUUGAGUUCUUGUUCCCGAUGAAAGAGCAGUUGAGGGAGGUGAUACUGAAAUACUUCGAGAAGACAUUGAAGAGCACGUUUCCGGAUGGCAAUUUUGUGUUUGAUAUCUAUCUGCCGGAACCUUAUGAUAAGGUUCGAUUGAUGGAUAUCAAUCCAUGGGCGCCACGAACGGAUCCCUUGUUAUUUUCCUGGUUAGAGCUUCUUACGAUGCCGCUCCCGAAACCGUUACUGGGUAUCCCAGACUCGGGAGUGGAUCUACCGCUACUGGAGAGUCUGGAUCUCAGCAGCGAUGAGGAUAUGCAGGAUGAUGUAGAUGUGGAGGAAGUGGAAUGGAAGCCGGAGAUUAGAUUUGUGAGGAAAGAUGAUCCAGAGGCGUAUUGCUUUGCUAGUCCGCAGUAUAGUGCGCAUAAACUCCCGAGGGAGGUGGUUCAGGCGAGUGCAGGUGGGGAGACGGGAAUGAGGGAGUUUGCAGAUCAGUGGCAGAAGAUGAUGGAUGGGGAGGUGGAGCUGCAAGCUGGCAGUGAUGAUGACGAUGAUGAUGAACCCGUAGAUAGAACCACGGCAGCAUAGAUGUUAGAAUACAAAUGACGCUAAACCAACG